Aspergillus ruber CBS 135680 is the source of this 1986-nucleotide messenger RNA. RefSeq lists its product as uncharacterized. NCBI's taxonomy places the organism in Eukaryota, Fungi, Ascomycota, Eurotiomycetes, Eurotiales, Aspergillaceae. The record is from RefSeq and is a predicted model, not a curated record. The transcript is spliced from 2 exons. Bases 1 to 1986 code for a protein of 661 amino acids.
AUGUCUGCGUCACCACGCAAACCCGGAACACCCAAAUCCUCAACUGCUGCGGAAAGCCCCUCGGUUAAUGGUUCGCCUUCGCGGAGUCAUACUCGAUCUCCCAGCGCCGCCGCGACAAAUGGCUUGACUCGUACUCCCUCCGGCCGCCAACCCGUUUCUGCGCGUGCUGCUGCCCGAAGGCCAACCCGCUCCAAUCUCAGCAUGUCGUCAAGCAUUCCGAAAGUGAAUAAUGACCCGUCGGAGGAGGAGGCGCGGGCUCAGAAUGCUGCUCUUAUUGAGGACUUGAAGGAACAGUUGCAGAAGGCGGAGACGGCCUCCGAGCAGUACCGGAAGCAGCUCGGGGUCUUGCAGAUGAAACUUGACGAGGCGGUUAGUGAACAGGGAAAAUUGGAGGACCAGUCUCAUGAGAGGGAGAGCAAGAUUGAAGCGCUAAAUGGUGAGAUUCGUGAGCAUGUUCGCCAGAUCCGGGAUCUGGAGCAAUCUCAUGAAAUGGAACGGAACGCUAUGCUACAGGAGAAGGAACAGCAGGCUAGCCGCGAGGAGGAGAUGCAGGCUACUAUUCAACGAUUGAAGGAGUCUGUGGCACAGAAGGACAUGAAGAUUAAUGCUGAGAGUGGUAAGGACGUGUCGCGCUCUUUAUCACAGUUUGCUAACGCCCACGCAGCUAGUUUCCGUAACCGGUCUUCCCCAGAAGUCGAUGGACAGUUUGCGCCCUCGUCGCAACUCGAACGCAGCCCGUCGCGGAAUAACUCUAAGCUGCUCCUGCAGAAGGACAAGUUGAUCGAGUCUCUCCGCCUGGAGCUGGCGGAGUCUCAGAUUAAGCUUGUGGAGAUGGAGAACAAGGGUGGUGGUCGUCAGCGAGAACUCGAGAAGGAGCUCCUUGAGGCUCGCAUGGCCAAUGCUCGUCUGAUGGAGGACAACGAGAGCUACCAGUUGCUUCUGAGCGAGCGGACCCUCAACGGCGACUUUGCCAAGGGCGAGUUUAUGCGUGAAUUACACCCUGACACUCCUGAGCCCUCCGAAGCCGCCAACGAUUCAGGAAACAACCUGGGAUCCUUGGCUGAAGAGCUGGAAUCCAUGGACGCCAAGGCCGAAACGGACCAUAUGCGCAAGCUCGAAACCGAGGUCCGCACCCUGAAGGACCAGAACAAGGCGUUGACCCUCUACAUCGAGCGCAUCAUCAGCCGCGUCCUUCAGCACGAGGGCUUCGAGACUAUCCUGGACAAGAACGAGAACGAUCCCCCGGCCAACGCGAAGCCGAAAAAUACCAGCACCGAGAAGGAUCUUCCCCCAACCCCUCCUGAACACGACGAUAGCGGAGGGCAGUCCUUUCUUAAAAGAGCUAGAUCAGCUGUUGGACCGAACCAGCCCCCGGCCAAACCUAGGUCCCGUCCAACUAGCGUUAUGCAACCACCUACAAGCGUCCCGACAGGUCCUCCCACUGCUCACGAGAACCCAAAUACCGCACCUAGCAUCCCGCUCAACCGUGCCCAAUCCGUACGGCUUGGCCACCGUCGGGCUCGAUCUGACCAAGCAGAUGUCUCAGCCGCCACAGUCAUCGGCCAGAUAUAUCGUGGACGAAAUUCCGGAGGUCCAGUGAGCCCCACAAUCAUGGGCCCCGGCUCCCGCCAGAGUCUCUUCGGUGGAAGUGUCAUGUCUUCGGGUAUGAGCAGCACUGGCCGUGCACCGUCACUGUCUAGUCAGCCCGAACGUAGCCGGUUGAGCAGCUCGGAAAGCGUCACUAGCGACCUUCACGAAACCGCUUCUACCGGUGCAACUUCCAGCUCUCCUCGUUCCAGCAGCGGUAUGACCAACUAUACCGGAGCGGUCAUGACCCAGAACAAGCUGCGUCCCUUACGCUUGGUCAGUGAGACGCACAAGGCAGCCGAAGAAGAGGAACUUGCUCGCAAAAAGGCAAACCGACAAAGCUGGAUCCCCUGGUUCAACCGUACGAACACGAAUGAGUCCACGCAGUCUCCAACCUAA